UUCUCUUUUCAUGUUUCUUUCCUUUUAAAUAUUUAUGUAGUUAUUACUUUGUAUUAUUUAUAUUUUUGUUCAGUGUAACAAUAAUAGAUAUACUAUUCAAAUAAGUGAAAGUAGCCUAAAAAUUGAAUUUUUUUGACAAGUAUUCUACAUGAAUUAAAAAAAAUACAACGAAUGUACAACAGAACAACAUCAAAUUGUGAACAUGGCACGUCCAGGGUUCAAAUUACUCGCAGGAUUGCUUUUUUUUCUUAAUUAUUGUACAGCAAAUCAAAUGAGAGAAUUGAAGAUCCAUGCAUUGCCUGUUUAUGCAAUGUUAUCAAACGCAGAACUCUUAAACUCAACUCAAUGUGGAAAGGAACUUACUGAAUUUCGACAAGCCAUUGAUCAGCAAAAAUUAUGGAGUUUAAAAGUAUUUUAUUUUUUUUAUUUAGUAAUCGAUGCUARCGGCGAACCGAGAUCAGGAUUUAUAUAUGGCAAUAAUUAUUGGUUGGGUAGCAGAAGUCAAUGCGAAGAUGCAGGAAACAGAGAGCCCUAUGAAUUGUCGCCAGAYGUAUUACGAAACAAUUCAAAAUAUCGUCAUAUGGAGGAGGAAUUUCCACCAUUCAAAGUGAAAUUUUUUGUUGCUAAUUUUCGACAUAAUAGCACUUUACAAUAUCACUUCGAAUUGCCCGAAGAAGAUUUGAUAAUAUUAGGUAUGUGCUUACCAGAAUCCUGUUCGAAGGACCAUCUUUCUACUCUUCUAGAAAUCUUGUUGAGAAAUAGAACUCUUUUUAAAGGCGAAUUAUAUUCAGCAGAYUUUACGUUGGUUGAAGUAAGAGAUCUAGUCGAUGACCAUCGAUGGUUAUUAAGUGGAACAUUUAUUACAAUGACAGCAAUAAUCAUACUCACAUUACUAUUAAUGAUAAUAGGAACGGCUUACGAUCUUCUGAUAUAUCAAAAACAAUUAAAGAAACAUUACAAAUAUAUUCAAGACCGAGACAAUUUACAAGCAAGAGGUGACACACAAGCACCAAACGAUAAUAACAUUGAUCAACCGGAAAAACUAAAAUACCAAAGUUUUCUUUGGAACAUGUUUUUAGCUUUUUCUGCAUAUUCAAACACGAAAAGAAUAUUUAAUAUGAAAUCUGAGAAUGCUGGUAUUCCGGUUAUACACGGAUUAAGAUUUUUURCGAUGAUAAUGAUUAUUUUAAUUCAUGUAUCUUACUUUUCAAAGGAUUUUGUAGAAAACCGGUCAAUUGCUAUAAGAAAAAAACAAGAAUUUUUUGGUCAAAUAGUAUACAAUGGAGGAAUACUGGCAGUUGAUACAUUUUUUUAUAUUGGUGGUUUCCUAGUCGCAUACUUGUAUGUAAAAAAAGACAUGAGCAAGAAUAUAAGUAAACCGAAUGAUUAUUUAAAUACAAUAAAAUUAUAUUUUAUCGUUCUCCUGAAAAGGUUUAUUAG
This is a messenger RNA of Polistes dominula (European paper wasp), 1440 nucleotides long. Its product is annotated as nose resistant to fluoxetine protein 6. Gene Ontology annotation, molecular function: acyltransferase activity, transferring groups other than amino-acyl groups. The record is from RefSeq and is a predicted model, not a curated record. Lineage: Eukaryota; Metazoa; Arthropoda; Insecta; Hymenoptera; Vespidae.